Molecule: messenger RNA, 1932 nt
Organism: Panicum hallii
Lineage: Eukaryota; Viridiplantae; Streptophyta; Magnoliopsida; Poales; Poaceae
Product: 7-deoxyloganetin glucosyltransferase-like
Exons: 1
Coding region: 193-1677 (494 amino acids)
Molecular function (GO): UDP-glycosyltransferase activity
Source: RefSeq, a predicted model, not a curated record
ACACACACUACGCUCUCAUGCAAGCUUGUCGGUUUCCAAUAGGCAAUAGGCUCUCCUGCAAGAUGGAUUGCUUUUCACUUCACUACGAGGAAGAGUGCAAUAAAUAGGUCACCUUCCAUGGAACGACUAACCACGCAGCAAUUCACUUGCAGCCUGCACUAGUAGCAGUAGAACUGGCUAGCUCAGGCGAGCAUGGGUUCAGUUACGCCUGAGAAGAGGCAGCCGCACGCCGUAUGCCUGCCGUUCCCGGCGCAGGGCCAUGUCACGCCGAUGCUGCAGCUGGCCAAGCUCCUCCACGCGCAGGGGUUCCACAUCACUUUCGUCAACACCGAAUUCAACCACCGCCGCCUUCUCCGCUCGCGCGGUCCCGACGCGCUCGACGGCGUGCCCAGCUUCCACUUCGCCACCAUCCCCGACGGCCUCCCGCCGUCGGACGCCGACGCCACCCAGGAUCCCCCGUCACUCUGCUACUCCACCAUGACCACCUGCCUCCCACACCUCCUGGCCCUCCUCGCCGACCUCAACGCCCCGAUCUCUGGGACGCCCCCCGUCAGCUGCCUUGUGGUGGACGGCAUCAUGUCGUUCGGAUACGACGCCGCCAGCGAGAUCGGCGUGCCGGUCGCCGCGCUCUGGACCGCGAGCGCCUGCGGCUUUAUGGGCUACCGCAACUAUCGCCAGCUCAUCGACCGGGGUCUCGUGCCGUUCAUGGACGAGGAGGACCUUGCGGACGUCGCCGGUGGGCACCUCGCCACCGUGGUGGCCGACGCGCGCGGCAUGUGCGACGGCGUGCAGCUGCGCGACUUCCCCAGCUUCAUCCGCACGACGGACCGCGGCGACAUCUUGCUCAACUUCCUCUUGCGCGAGGCCGAGCGGCUGUCGCUACCGGACGCCGUCAUGAUCAACACCUUUGACGACCUCGAGGCCACGACGCUGGACGCCAUGCGCGCCAUCCUACCGCCGGUGCAUGCCGUCGGCCCCCUCCUCCUCCGCGAGCGCCAGGUCAUCCCGGCAGAAAGCUCCCUGGCCGGCCUCGGCUCCAACCUAUGGAAGGAGCAGGCGGGCCUUAUGGAGUGGCUCGCUGGCCGCGCGCCGCGGUCCGUGGUGUACGUGAACUACGGCAGUGUCACGGUGAUGACCAAUUCGCAGCUGCUGGAGUUCGCGUGGGGGCUGGCCAGCAGCGGCUACGCGUUCGUGUGGAACAUCCGACCGGACCUGGUGAAGGGUGCUUCCGCCGUGCUGCCGCCCGAGUUCGCGGCCGCCGUCGAGGGCCGCGCGAUGUUGACGACGUGGUGCCCGCAGGAGGCGGUGUUGCGGCACGAGGCGGUGGGGUUGUUCCUGACGCACUCCGGGUGGAACUCGACGCUGGAGAGCCUCUGCGCGGGGGUGCCCAUGCUGAGCUGGCCGUUCUUCGCGGAGCAGCAGACCAACUGCCGGUACAAGCGCACCGAGUGGGGCAUCGGGAUGGAGAUCGGCGGCGAGGUGCGGCGCGAUGAGCUGACGGACAUCAUACGGGAGGCCAUGGACGGGGAGAAGGGUCUGGAGAUGCGCCGGCACGCGGUGGAGUGGAAGCAGAAGGCCGUGAAGGUGACGCUGCCAGGUGGGUCCGCAGAGGCCAACCUGAACAAGGUUAUCAACGAGGUGCUGCUCGCCAAGAAGGGUAAAGCAGUCAGUGCUUGAUUCUGAUGAUCAGAUCUUUAUCGAGGAGUAUGACAUGAUGAUCAGAUCUAAUAUGUGAGCAACUACAUCACUACUUUCAAGGAAUAAUGUCGUCUAUACAAUCAGCCCUGAGUCAAUGUGUAGAAUCGACCAAACAUGUCACUAGAAGAUUUGUUGUGUAGUUGAGAUAGCAUCUUUUAUAUUUUUGGUGUGCACCGUGCAGAAAAUAACUCAACUCACGAAUUCUCCAAUUUAGCAGCAUUGAUUUACAUCCUA